Bolinopsis microptera is the source of this 2830-nucleotide messenger RNA. RefSeq names its product pre-mRNA-splicing factor SPF27-like. Gene Ontology annotation, cellular component: catalytic step 2 spliceosome; Prp19 complex; precatalytic spliceosome. The record is from RefSeq and is a predicted model, not a curated record. NCBI's taxonomy places the organism in Eukaryota, Metazoa, Ctenophora, Tentaculata, Lobata, Bolinopsidae. Gene Ontology annotation, biological process: mRNA processing. The transcript is spliced from 8 exons. Bases 88 to 834 code for a protein of 248 amino acids.
AGAAAGUUUCAAAGAUUGGAGGUCUGUGUAGUUACAUUUGAAGUUAUAAUUGUUUGAUAAUAAAUAAAACCUAUAUCUUAAAUCUUAAUGAACUCACCCUCACUGUCUCCUGAUAGGAUGGCAGCAAAGCUUACCCGAGAACAAAGUGUGGCAGAGAGCCAGGUUCUGAUAGAUGCGUUACCGUACACAGACGAGGGUUAUGAGGAUGAGAAAGUCAGGGAAUCUGCUGCCAGACUCAUCGAGGAGGAGGUGAAGCGUUACCACAGCACUAAGAACUACCUGGAGCACAUGCCCGGGAACCUGCACGAGAAGUGGGAGACCCCGACUAUGAGGACCAUGUUCGAGAGACUGGACGCCAGACAGCCCAAUGAAAUGUUGUCUAUGAAGAGGUGCGAGCUUCCCCAGCCUCCCCCUGGACAGAAACACGACGUAUCAGCGUGGUUGUCAGCAGUAAGCAACUCCCGGGCUCAGCUGGAGCAUCAGGACGUGAGGCUUGCCAACUUGGAGCUCCUCAAGGACUACGGGUGUAACUCGUGGACUUUGUAUCUGCAACAACUUCAGAACCUGUCUGAGUCUCAGCAGGCCAAACUUCAUGCUCUCAAACAAAACAUACAGGAUACGAACUGGGCCCGAAAGAGAGAACACACAGAAGCGGGCAACAUGCUUCACAAACUAGAAGGGGAAUGGUUGGAACUUGUCGGGAAGAACUACGCAGUAGAACGGGCGUGUGCCGAGCUAGAGACAGAAGUUGAUAAUUUGGAGACUGAAAAAGUGGAGGGUCUCAAAAAACAGAAAGUUUCUGAGGAGACCGAAAUUCCCGCUGACGCUUCAUGACAGUUUUGGUUGAAAGAUAUUCUUGAAAAUAAGCCCGUUUUAGUGGAAAGAGCCACUUAUUCAGAUUAUAUUGGAUCAGGAAUCUAGUGGACAUUUAUUUGUCCAGUGUUUAUUAUCCUUUUUACAAUUAUCAUCCUUAAUACCGGUAUAAUGUGACGUCAUAUAACAUCUGCUGCCUCUUGGAGAGAGUCUACAUUCUAAAUUAUAGCUGGUCAUUGUUCGUUUUAUUGGAGAUUGUUACCAUCUUUCGUGGGGUUGAUGUUAAGUUUAGUCUUAUUGUAUAACGAACGAUGGUAUGCGUUUUUGAAGCUUUUACUAUUAUUUUGGCUGCAUUUUUAAUAGUUAAGACUAAAAGUUUUUUUCUAAUGUGUCUCUAAGGUUUGGUCCGAAAAUAUGACGUAAUCCGUAGGAAAACUUUUGGCUUAAAAAAAGCUGAAAUAUAAUGCCCUUAAAAGGAGCUCACAUUUCAAGAUAAAGAAGCCGACCUAUUAGCCGUGUGUUCAGGCUAUCUUGUUAUUUAUUUCGUAGAUGAUAACCAUGACCAUUUGAACGGGUCUCAAAUUUCAAUACCUUUCAUUGCUCAAACUUUAUUCUAGAAAUUUCCUUUUAUCCCUCACUCUUGUAUUGACUCGAAUCUCGAUUUUCUGGUUCGUGAAUAUCAAAUUAAACCAGUAAUAUCGGUAUCGAACGAUUUUUAUCAAGUACGCAUGAGGGAAAUUUGGCAUUCUUCCAAUUGAUAGGAUUCCCCGAAUCACCCUGGACCUGUUGGUAUCUCAGAUUCAAUUAUCUUUGAAUACUGCUCAUAUUUCCGAUCGUUUAACACGUAAGCCUUUGUGCACCACCACAAUUUAUUUUAAAGUUUUAUUUGACAAGAUUUCCAAAUAUAAUUUGUGUCAUGACUGCUUUUCAAUCAUCAAGUGAAUUCGAACAGGCGUAACGACUAACGAACAGCCUAGCAUAUCCCCAUUUUUAAUUAUCUUGAAAUUAUCUUACAUUUUCUCCCCGGCCCCUGCGGGACAAUAAAUCAUAGAUUGAUGUAAUUUUAACCGUCUCUUCUUCCCGAUAGCUUAAACAUUAGUCGUGUUCAGAACGUAUAGUUCAGAACAACACAAAUAUCAAGGAGACGCCGACACCACACCUCUACUCUACUCUUACAACCGCUCUCAACCAACCAACCAACAAAUUCAGAUAUGCAGUACACACACCCUUGUAAACUCGCGAAGGCCGGACAUGGUCCCAUCGGCCUCGGCCGAUAAGUUAGCUUCACAUUCAGAGUAUGUUUUAGUUAGCUACGUGGGGGAUACUCCAGCUCCAGCUAGAGUUGGGGAGUACGACAAGCCAACUCCAGCUCAGAAAGAAGAGACUUGCAAUGUGCCCCAUUCCGUGCAACUGAACAUAAAGGUUAUUGGAGGUGAAGGAGUUAACCCUCUGCUCUCUUCAAUACAGCAGGAUUUCCCCGGAGAGUUUGUAGAGUACACGUUGUUAGACUACUACGGAGGUUUGGGUCGGAUACAGACCCUCCGGUUUAACCACGUACUCUACAUGCCCAUGACGCAUAUUACUGAUAAAACCACAAAGGAAUGUUUCCAAGAGAUGUUGGAGCACUGUGAAGGGACCCAGUCAGCCCAGCAACUAGUAGCCUGUAUUGAGCGGUCUGCUCCGGAACGUGUAUCCCUUGUCCGCUCUCUCAUGUUCAUAGGUUUUAAGGCUGUUACCUUUGUCAAACAUCCCCGUCUCGUACCAAAGAACACAAAGCUUAUUUUCAUGUUGUACUGGAUUUACAAAGAUAAAGAGUUAAUUACGAUUGAACCUUAGUUUCCAGAAAUGAACCCCCCUCCAGGUACUUGGUUGAUGUGUGGGAGUUUUAUUUCUGGUGCUAUAAUUUACUACAAAAAUAAAGAUUUUAUCAAGAUUUUUAUUUAAAGAUACUUGAUGAUUAGCUAUUUGAUUUAUUAUUACAAUACGUCAGGCACACACGCGACCUUUUCAUUUCAAC